Messenger RNA from Cyprinodon tularosa, 2472 nucleotides. RefSeq names its product solute carrier family 35 member B2 (gene slc35b2). The coding region runs from base 246 to 1541 and encodes 431 amino acids. The record is from RefSeq and is a predicted model, not a curated record. Gene Ontology annotation, biological process: transmembrane transport. Gene Ontology annotation, molecular function: 3'-phosphoadenosine 5'-phosphosulfate transmembrane transporter activity. The transcript has 4 exons. Lineage: Eukaryota; Metazoa; Chordata; Actinopteri; Cyprinodontiformes; Cyprinodontidae. Gene Ontology annotation, cellular component: endoplasmic reticulum membrane; Golgi membrane.
UCCGGCAUCCUACUGGUGUUCAUUAAAACAAGAAGGGAGGCUUUGCUGUUUCAGUGAACACAUCAUCUUCAGAUGAUAAGUGGAAAAAAACAGAUUUAAAACGAGCCCGUUCCGAAGAGAAAGACUCAGCCCUUACGGGUUUAAAGCGUCUCUUUCUGUCCGACCGGAGCGGCUUCAUGCUGCGUCACCGCGGAGACGUUUAAGAGCUGCUGCCGGGUGUGGGGCCACUGAGAGUGGGGGGGAAAAUGCCUUCUUUCUCAUGGAGAGUUUGGCCUGCACUUGUGCUGCUGUGUUUUCCCUCCAUGGUGACUGCAGAGGAUGUGUCGUUGCUGGAAGGCUGGCACGAUGUCUGGUUCUUCCGUUUCCUCGUCAACAUGCUCGGAUAUGCCACGAUCAUUGUCCCAGGAUAUUUCCUCAUUAGCUACUUCAAACGCUCUAAUUACCUGGACAGAGGCAGCGGGCUUUGUUUUCCUGUCAUAAAGAGCUGCGUGUUUGGCGGCGAGGACAAGAGCGGGCUGUUGGACGAUGUAUCCGUCUCAAGCAGGAACGAGCCUGAUUCAGGCUCAUCACUCAAACAGGCUUUAAAGUUAAUCUUUUGUGCAGCAGGACUUCAGGCAUCAUAUCUGACGUGGGGAGUCCUCCAGGAGAGAGUGAUGACCCGCUCCUAUGGAGCCACAACUCAAGACCAGGAGGGAGAGAGGUUCAAGGAUUCCCAGUUUUUGGUCUUCAUGAAUCGCAUCCUUGCACUGACCGUAUCUGGACUCUGGUGCAUCCUGUUCAAGCAGCCUCGUCAUGGUGCACCCAUGUACAAAUACUCUUUUGCUUCGCUCUCCAACAUCCUGAGCAGCUGGUGCCAGUACGAGGCCCUAAAAUUCAUCAGCUUCCCAACUCAAGUCCUUGCCAAGGCCUCCAAAGUUAUUCCCGUCAUGCUCAUGGGAAAGAUCGUGUCUCGUAAAAGCUACGAGUACUGGGAAUACUUCACUGCCGUGCUAAUCUCUCUCGGCGUCAGCAUGUUUCUACUGUCGAGCACAACCAGCAAGCACCCAUCCACUGUCACUACAUUCAGCGGCAUCAUCAUCCUCGUCGGCUACAUCGUCUUCGACAGCUUCACGUCCAACUGGCAGGACAAUCUUUUUAAGUACAAGAUGUCAUCUGUGCAGAUGAUGUUUGGGGUCAACCUGUUCUCCUGCCUCUUCACCGUUGGUUCGCUGCUCGAGCAAGGCGCCUUCUUCGAGUCGCUGGCCUUUAUGACGCGGCACUCGGAGUUUGCCUUCCAUGCUGUGCUGCUGUCCGUGUGCUCGGCCUGCGGUCAGCUCUUCAUCUUCUACACCAUCAACCAGUUCGGAGCUGCUGUCUUCACAAUCAUCAUGACACUGCGCCAGGCCUUCGCGAUUCUCCUCUCCUGUUUCCUCUACGGCCAUGCCAUCACAGUCGUCGGGGGCUUCGGCGUUGCCGUGGUUUUCCUUGCGCUCUUCCUACGGGUGUAUGCCCGCAGCCGCAUGAAGUCCAGCCGGCCGUCCGUGCUGCCCCAGAAGGUGUAGCUCUCCUAUGACCACGUUUUCAGUGGUGCUACUUGUCUUUCUAUGGGAAGCAUGUUUUCCCAACAUCUUUUAUGUUUUUUUUUUUUUUAAUAACUUCGGUACAAAACAAAGGGAUGCUGAAGCCCUUACUGUCACAGAUGCCCCCAAGGGGUCAAUAUAACAUCAAUGGUAAGAGGCUUUGAGUGCCUUUGCGAUUGUUUUAAGUUUUAAACUACAAACUGCCUCUUCAGUUCUGUCGCUCUUUAACUGUUUGUUUAUAAUUUUAACCACCACACGUGGCUUUUGCAGCCAAUUUAAGGUAACAGAAUAGCUCAGCAUUAACACUUUCUAAUGUCCAAAAAGCAAAGUUGGUCUGCUCCUUAAAGAGUUAUGGAAUCGUUUCAUUAAAGUUUUAUUCUGGGGAUAAACUUUUGUGUCUUAAUAUGGUAUUUUAUAUAUUUUAAAGCUGGGAUCACAGUUUUGUAAACACAACAUGCAUUUAAGUUUACUUGUCAAAUGGUUCAGAUGCUUCAGUCACUAUGUUUUGGGGGAAUAACUUGUGCAAUGUAAAAAGAGUUAAAGAAAAAAAAAAUAUUUUAAUCUGACAUCCCAGAACUGAAUCUAAUUUAAUUUUCAGCUUUUUUUUUAUAUACAUACACAUUUCCUGUAUGGUUUAAAAAAAAAAAAAGUUCAAUAAGAAACAAACAUGUAAAUAUGUACCCUGUUUUAUUUUAUUUGCAAUGACCUUAUCGGUUUUCUUCCUUUUUGUAAAGGACUGACUUUCUUGUGAAUGUUUGGAUGAACACUGUCACAAAGAUGUGAUCUUACUGUGAGCUCCAGUUUGCAGGUCUGAAUGCACACAAGGGAGAUGCCAUGUUAACGGUACCUUGUUUAUAUCAUUCUACUACUUUUUCUCUGGUAAAUGGAUUAAUAAUAAAACCUGUUAAAUUAA